Messenger RNA from Ipomoea nil (Japanese morning glory), 754 nucleotides. RefSeq names its product lachrymatory-factor synthase-like. The record is from RefSeq and is a predicted model, not a curated record. The coding region runs from base 68 to 595 and encodes 175 amino acids. Lineage: Eukaryota; Viridiplantae; Streptophyta; Magnoliopsida; Solanales; Convolvulaceae. The transcript has a single exon.
UUCCAUCGCUCCGUAGCCUUCAUUCCAAAUAUAUUCCAUACGCAUUGAGAAAAUCCUAUCUUCAUUAAUGGCGGCCCAAGAGGAAUCAAAGUGGGAAGGAAAAGCCACGGCGGAGCUAAAAGGCGCAAAAGCGCAGAAAGUAUGGGAAACCCUGGUGGAAGACUUCUGCGCCGCCCACAAAUGGCUCCCCGGCAUCGACACCUGCCAUCUGGUUGAAGGGGCGAAGGGGGAGGUUGGGGCGGUGCGGUACGUGGGGUCCACCGUGCCGGCGUCGGAAGAGGGCGGCGAGGCGAAGGUGAACUGGUGCCGGGAGAGGCUGGUGAAGGUGGACCACGGCGGCCGGAGCCUGAGCUACCAGAUUCUGGACAGCAACGUUGGGAUGAAGGAGUAUGUGGCGACGCUGACGGUGUUGGCACCGGCGGCGGCGGCGGCGGCGUCAUCGGACGGCGGUGAUGAGUUAGGGUGUCAGAUCGAAUGGUCCUACGUGUCUGACCCGAUUGUUGGGAUGACCCGGGAAGGCUUCUCUGGUUAUGUUAGUUUUAGCCUUCAAGCCAUGGCUGAGAAAAUGGACAAAGAGUUGCAGUCUGCAGCUUAGAAAAAGGUUGGUGGUAAGAUGGUAAUUUUACUCUCAAUAAGUCAUCAAACACCCUUACGGAGUUGAUCAUUUGGUUAUGUAUUUUUAAUCACUUGAAUUGUAUUCACCUUAAUAAUUAAAUAAAAAAAAAAAAUACUACUGUCCAUGUUCUCUUGAAAA